This is a messenger RNA of Sporothrix schenckii 1099-18, 492 nucleotides long. RefSeq lists its product as uncharacterized. The record is from RefSeq and is a predicted model, not a curated record. The transcript has a single exon. Bases 1 to 492 code for a protein of 163 amino acids. NCBI's taxonomy places the organism in Eukaryota, Fungi, Ascomycota, Sordariomycetes, Ophiostomatales, Ophiostomataceae.
AUGCGCGUGACCAAGCCAGCCGGGUACACUGCUCCGUGGGGCAACAGACGCGGCCCGCGCAUCUCGGUGCCCCUUUUGCGUGACGAGACAACGGGCGCGACGCAGGCCGACGCCUACGAAAUCGAGGUCUUGCUCGCCACCUUCAACGAUCCCACCCUGGAGCCUUUCAACAAGUACGUCCGGUUGCGCGCAGCCGAGCACGUACAAGAGCAGAACGAUGCCAUCUACAUGGCCUGGUUUGAACACAACCACCUAUCCGUGCUCCUACGGCGCACGUACGGAGCCAAUCCCCCACCGGCGCGCCUGAUCACCACGGCCAACUCUGCUGUGUACCAAUACUGGAUCGUGUUUGUCCGGGAGAAGGAGGAGCUCGUGGCCUAUGUCCAUGGGUACAGAGGUAGGGUCGAGGACGACGUGGAGAUUGGGAUGUUGGUCGCAGCUAUCUUAGAAGAUGGCACCGCUUCGGCAGUUUUGCACGCGGCAGAAGAGUAG